Molecule: messenger RNA, 2213 nt
Organism: Drosophila suzukii
Lineage: Eukaryota; Metazoa; Arthropoda; Insecta; Diptera; Drosophilidae
Source: RefSeq, a predicted model, not a curated record
GCCGGCAAAGUAUCUACAAAUUAUCCAAAUUGAAAAAAGAAAUACCAAAAUAUCUUAGUAGCUCAUUUAAAAUUAAAAUCACCAAUAAUGAGUAUGCAGGUCCCUGGUUUUUUGUGCGUUUCGUUACUUUUUUCAUUGCGUAGUGAGUAAUAUUAUUAUCGCGGACUCUAAAACAUUCUGUGAAGUUCAUCAGUCACGACUGAACCCUUGUAAGACCCUCAUAGUUAAAGCGGUAUUCAUUUCUGUAAGUUUUUUUUGGUGCGAUCCAUUAAAGUUCUGUGUGUGUAUUCCAAAUAAAUCAAAUUUUUUAAGGUUUUAAGGCGCAGGUACAGUCGAUCGGGAAGCCUUUUGAGAAUUAGCGUAUCUGUAGGAUUCUGUACAAUAGAAUUUUACCCUCGCAGACGCUUAUAAGUGUGUCGGCAAAAUAAAGAAAAUUUUUGAAAAUGCGGCCAAUUUUGAGAUUGUUUGCCGCUGUAACUUUGCUGUUGACGAUUAAAACAACAAGAGCCGAGAUAAAUAAUUGCGACUUUUACGACACUGUGGAUAUUUCAAGUGGUCAAAAGUAUCCGAACGGUUCGUACUUAUAUGACAACUUACUGAUUCCCGCCAAUUUGGUGGGUGAAUAUGACUUCGAGAUUUUGCCCGAUGGAACAAAAAAAUACGGUUCGAGGCACAUGAGAGGAUGUGCCUGCAAACUAAGGCCCUGCAUUAGAUUUUGCUGCCCUCACAACCACAAAAUGAAGAGCAGCAAAUGCGUUGGUGAAAUGUCAACAGACGAACUGGAGAGCCACAAUCGCUACGUGAACGUGACCCUCAACAACGGAACGGUGGCCAAAAGACACUUUAAAGAGGAUCUAGUCGUCCAGUCGGAUCUGCCCUUGCCCUGUGGUGACGAAAGUAUGCAUCACGCAGAUCACACAAAGCCUGACCACGGCUUCACACUGUUCGAGAACGGAACAUUUUUUCGGGCUUAUGACAAGACGUACUUGAAUAAGACGCAAUACUGCGUGCAACACAUUGAAUUUGAAGGUGAUAGUAUUCGCAUUGCUCCCCACUUUUGCCAUCUUGAUACUGAACCCUCCAAAACCGGGCAGACCGUCGUGAUGAUAAUAUCAUUGAUAUGUAUGGUUCUUACGAUCAGCGUGUACCUCUACAUGAAGAAGCUACGGAACUUGCACGGAAAGUGCUUUAUGUGCUACAUGGUCGCCCUGUUCAUGGUUUACCUACUCCUGCUCCUCAACUUGUGGCACGUGUUUAAACUACCCUCGACCAUAUGCACCACAUCAGCAUUUCUGGGCUACUUUUUCGUCAUGGCUACGUUCCUUUGGCUUUCUGUCAUCAGUUUUCAUCUCUGGAUAACGCUUGCCAGCCCCCCCUGGAUGGAGCGUUUCGUGCCGGAGCACCGUUUUCUGGCCUACAACAGAUACGCAUGGGGCUUGGCUCUAGCUCUGACCGGUGCCACCUUCCUGGCUGAUAAUGUCAUAGAGAACAAGGAUUGGGCUCCUCGCAUCGCCACCACACAAUGUUGGAUCUAUACUGCAGACAAUGUUGCCUUACUCUACUUCUACGGACCAAUGGUGUUGCUGAUUGUGUUCAACACAGCCAUGUUCAUCCUGACGGCUCUAAGUAUAAUGGGAGUAAAGAAGAAUGUCAGGAAGAAUAAGGUCAACUCGGACAAACAGAUUUACACUCUUUAUCUGCGGCUUUUCAUUCUCAUGGGUUUGACGUGGAUCUUCGAGAUAAUCAGCUAUUCUGUGCGAAAAAAUACGGUUUGGGCUAAAAGGUUUCAGGUGGCUGACUAUUUAAACUGGUCCCAGGGUAUCAUUAUAUUUGUGCUGUUCAUUUUGAAGCCUAGCACUCUAAAACUCUUAAAGAACAUAAUUUAUCCAAACAACACGAUCAAUGCGCACAAUACGAGAUCGAAUGAAUGUCGAAGUGCGACUUCCGGAAGUGAGGAUCAGAACGGAGCUUAGAUCAAUUUGAGGCUGUAAACAAGGAAUCUCGCCACUCUUUAACUGGACGAAUCUCUUAUGUUUCGAGCGAUGAAUCAGUAUUUCACUCUGCUUAAUCAGUUGUUUGUCAACUUUUUAAAAUGGGAAAAUCAGAGUGACAACACUUUAUUUGUAAUCAAAACGACAAGUUGUAUGACACAACACCAUAAAAAUAAAAAGAGCCUAGCCAGUAACAUUUUUAAUUUGAAAAUACCUUCUAUU